AGAGAGAAGGCGCUGGGGAAGGACCACCCCAACACGCUGACCAGCGUAUACUGCCUCGCCCACCUUGAUCACACAACAAGGCGCUACUUAGAAGCCGCAGAGCUGUAUCAAAGAGCGUACCACGGGCGUAUAUGGACGCUCGGCUCUCAACACCCA
This is a messenger RNA of Bipolaris maydis ATCC 48331, 156 nucleotides long. The record is from RefSeq and is a predicted model, not a curated record. Lineage: Eukaryota; Fungi; Ascomycota; Dothideomycetes; Pleosporales; Pleosporaceae.